Molecule: messenger RNA, 1451 nt
Organism: Dryobates pubescens (Downy woodpecker)
Lineage: Eukaryota; Metazoa; Chordata; Aves; Piciformes; Picidae
Gene: PKIG
Product: cAMP-dependent protein kinase inhibitor gamma
Exons: 4
Coding region: 379-609 (76 amino acids)
Biological process (GO): negative regulation of cAMP-dependent protein kinase activity
Cellular component (GO): cytoplasm; nucleus
Molecular function (GO): cAMP-dependent protein kinase inhibitor activity
Source: RefSeq, a predicted model, not a curated record
GCAGUAGCUGCUUGACAUCAUCGGGAUGAGCAUUGGAUUACAGCAGGCAGGGACUAACUCGGGAGGGAGGAGAACACGCCCCUCGGCCCCAGAAGUGCAACUUCAUUUAGCAGCUCCCAGCACAAGGAAACUGCAAGUCUGAAACUGGCAGCGGCUCCGCGCCCGGCUUGGCUGCCGGCCACAGGGGGCAGAGACGCCGGGAGCGCAGAACCCAGCGCCGGCUGCCUCCGCCGCGGCGGCACCGCGCAGCUGGGGAGCCGAGAAGCAGCGGGAGCCGAGGUGGCUAAGCCACUGUCCUGCUGCAUGUGAACCUUGUUUGAAGUCAUGCCCAGAAGGAAAGUCAACUAAAGCAGCGCCUCGCAGGGGUGUGGAGAUGAAAUGGAGGUCGAGUCCAGCACCUACACAGACUUCAUCUCCUGCGACCGGGCGGGCCGGAGGAACGCCGUGCACGACAUCCAGCAGGAGGCCAGCGCCAUCAGCAUGCGCCAGCUGACCCAGGACCUGGGGGACCUCGCUGUGGGAGCAGCAGAAAGCCAAAGAGAUGCCACUUCUUCAGAGAAGGACCCUGGAGCAAGACCAAAGGGGCAGGAGAAGAGCCCUUCCCCAUGAGGGUGCCCAGGGAGUGGGGUGGGCAGGAGGAUUGCCUUGCUGUGAGCAUCCAACAGGAAUGUGCUCUUGAACCCGUGGACAAAAGCCAAGCUGGAACAGCAAUCUGUCAAAUGCCUCUGCUGCACCCUUUCCUGUUGAGAGAGCCACAGGAUGCUGUGCAAGGACUGGCACCACCAAAAGACAUCUGCUGCCAUCCCUAAGGGUUCAGAGCAGCACUGCCAUGGCUCUGGCAUGAGCCAUUCUCAAGAUGCCUUAGCUGCAGCUUUCCCCUGGGGGAAGAAAGUUUCAGUAAUAAAAGACACAUCAGACUCUCCUGUCCAAGGUACCUUUCUCCUCUGCAACUUUAGACUAUUAUUUAUUCUGUUCCCAUAGGUUAGAAAUUUAGAUUCUUGGGUUCUUUUUCUAAGCCUCACCCUCAUCUACAUCUUAGACCUGACCUGGCCUCUGGACUGCCUGUACAGCCCCUUGUCAGGGUGGGCAGUGAGGAAGGGACCUGGCCAGUCCUGCUGCCUUCAAAUCAAGCACCACUCACCUGUGCUGCUGCCACUUAGCAUGAGGAAAGGACCAAAGCACAGCUCUGUGUGGAGGAGCUCCACCUGCAGCCCCAGCAGCACCAGCCCCAGGUGUCCUUGUCUUUGAGGUUUUUAGCAUUUUAAAACCUUGAUAUGGGGAGGAGAGAAACAUUUUGCUGGUUUGACUGUUGCAAUUCAGGUUUAGCUCUACAAGCUGUUAGCUGAGAUGAUCUCACACCAUUCUGUCUUUCAGGACACAUGUUUUGUGUUAAAAGAUGGUUUGAUAGAACUAUAUAAGAUGUUGGAAUAAAUAACCCAGCCUUCAAGUAC